CCUUUUUCUUGCCUCAUUUUCCAUAUUUCUUCAUUUAUCUCUUUCCUUUCUCAUCUUUUAUUUUCCUUUUCCAUUGAUCUCUCUCUCUCUCACCAUUCUCUUCCUUUAUAUAUACCAGAUCCGUCUUCUUCGUUUUCUUAUUUAUUUUUUCUCGAAUCGAAUCGUUUCAAUCAGAAAUCUCGCCGGAGUUUGGAUCUACUUUUGUUUUUUUUUUUUGGAAAUUUUCCGGUUAUGGCGGAAGAACACAGACUUCAAGAACCAAAACUAUGUGCUAACAAUUGUGGUUUCUUCGGAAGCACCGCUACGCAAAAUCUCUGUUCUAAAUGUUUUCGAGAUGGUCAACAUGCACAACAAAACUCAUCCUCUGCUAAACUCGCUCUUAACCAAUCCUUAGCCGCCGUCGCUGUUUCUUCCGGUGGUGGUGUCGCGUCCUCUUCUGUGUCAUCAUCAUCAUCAUCAUCACCGAUUGAAACCGAUCUGAAAGAAACGAACACUGGGAAACGAGCGGCUGAGACGGAGGUGGAGGAGGAAGAGGAAGUGGUUCCGCCGCAAGAUCCGAAACGGUGUUUGACUUGCCGGCGGCGAGUUGGGAUCACGGGGUUUCGUUGUAGGUGUGGUUUUGUUUUCUGUGGGACGCAUAGGUAUGCGGAGAAGCAUGAGUGUUCGUUUGAUUUCAAACGGGUGGGGAAGGACAAGAUUGCUAAGGCGAAUCCGAUUGUGAAAGCGGAUAAGCUCGAGAAGAUUUGAGUUUGUUGUUUGUUUUGUUGCUUGUUGCUUUGUUUGUGAGUUUGAAUGAAAACAAACACACACAUGAAGAAACAUAUGCGUCAAUGUAAAAAAAAAUUAAUCAGUCAUUUUAAAUUUAAGCUUAUUUGAUUUCUUUCAGUUUGGUUUUUACAUUUGCAUUGUUUAGAUUUGAUCAUGAAAUGGGUAGAAUUGGGUUUGGUUUGGUUGGUCA
Molecule: messenger RNA, 958 nt
Organism: Capsella rubella
Lineage: Eukaryota; Viridiplantae; Streptophyta; Magnoliopsida; Brassicales; Brassicaceae
Product: zinc finger A20 and AN1 domain-containing stress-associated protein 3
Exons: 2
Coding region: 232-747 (171 amino acids)
Molecular function (GO): zinc ion binding; DNA binding
Source: RefSeq, a predicted model, not a curated record